UCUUCUUUGCUCAAAGCUUAUUAAGUUUUCUCAGUACUUCGUUGUCUAUGGAUCCGAACGGAAGCGCGUUGAUUUCGUACAUUGCCAUGUUUGAAUUAUCGCAACGACAUGUGGAAUAUAUUUACUUUUACUAUCACUACAAAUAUUGAGUAAUGCAAUUAUUUAACUCUUAAUCGUAAUAAUUGGUUAAUUUUAUUUCCGAGAUAUUAAUUCAAAAAGCGAGUGAAUAAGAAAAGAAAUAUAAUAAAUAACAUUCAUAAAUCUACACCAUCAAUUCUGAAGAUAUACCUAGGUAUCAUUGGAUUAUUUACUAAGAUGGAAACUUUCUAUUCACAUCACCUGCACACUUUUAUUCCUCCAGUAAAUUCUUCUAGUUUGACUUUCAGUAAUCAAUGGGGCUCGCAAGGAAGUGUAAUAGCUCUUGGAGUUGUUCUUGGAAGUUCUAUUAGUUUGGUUGGACUAGCUUUUGCAUUUAUCACAUACAGUUUAUUUUCAGAUUUACGUUCACUUGCUGGAACGGCCCUCCUUAGCCUUUUGGCUACUUUAUUUAUGGCACAGCUUUUGUUCGUUAUUGGAGUUGGGGGCAUACAGGACCCUGAACUUUGCGUUUCUUUAUCGCUCGCAUUUCUGUUCAUGAAAUUAUCAUCACUAUGUUGGAUGGCUUGUUGUUGCCAUCAGGCACUUAGAACUUUCCGACAUAGCGUUAAUUUGAUCUUUCGACCGGAACCUAAUAUGUGCCGUCUACUCACAGAAUACAAUUGUUUUUCAUGGGGAUUUCCUCUUCUUAUGGUAGGGAUUGCAGUUGCAUUUAAAUGCAAUGAAACGUCAACUCCAAAACAAUCGUUUCAAAAAACAGACAACGUUAGAACUUCUCAAGAUGAAUUUAAAGCAAGACAUUGUUGGAUAAUGGAUGGUCAAGCAUAUAUUUGGGCUUACAUGGUACCAGCAAUAUUCAUUCUUUUUAUUGGAUUCCAUUUGGCAUAUCAGGCAAAGCAUACGGCGAAAAUAUCCGCACAAAUGCAAGUUGACGUAAAAACCAGACGUAAACUAAUCAAACGAAGACUUUUACAAUGUGGCUUAUUUAUUAGGAUAUUGUUUUUAUUUACCAUUGUUAACAUAUUUGGUACACUGGCGGCCUUAAUAGGUAUAAUAGAACUUUGGGCUGUAUACUUUGUUGCGCAAGGAGUACAGGGAAUAGUUACUACUUUAUUGGUUACCUGUAACUGUCGCAUUCUAAAGUUAUACACAUCUUCGAGAGGCCCUAAAAUUCAGCAAGGAAUGUAUAAUAAUUUGAGAGAUGGCGAAGGUGGUAGAUAUGGAAUUCUCACCGUUACAAAUCCAAACUAUCGCGAAGAUGGAGAUCUGCCAGCAACUAUAGAUGGGACUGUUACAAACCAUAGCAAUGGAGAUGGUGACGAUACAGAUAGAGAUGAUACUUUUAUGUGUGCCCGUUAUGAAGAACAAGCUUUUGUUGAUAGGCAGAUGUCUAGAAAAGACAUUCUCAAGGCGGGGAACUCCAACAGUGAACUAACAGAUUCACUGCCUACUAACACUAUACAAUUAACACCUUUGCCUCAAACAGUCUAA
This is a messenger RNA of Episyrphus balteatus (marmalade hoverfly), 1587 nucleotides long. Its product is annotated as adhesion G protein-coupled receptor L4-like. The record is from RefSeq and is a predicted model, not a curated record. The transcript has 8 exons. Gene Ontology annotation, molecular function: G protein-coupled receptor activity. Gene Ontology annotation, biological process: cell surface receptor signaling pathway; G protein-coupled receptor signaling pathway. The coding region runs from base 316 to 1587 and encodes 423 amino acids. NCBI's taxonomy places the organism in Eukaryota, Metazoa, Arthropoda, Insecta, Diptera, Syrphidae. Gene Ontology annotation, cellular component: membrane.